This is a messenger RNA of Nematolebias whitei (Rio pearlfish), 815 nucleotides long. It is a transcript of the gene samd13, whose product is annotated as sterile alpha motif domain containing 13. Lineage: Eukaryota; Metazoa; Chordata; Actinopteri; Cyprinodontiformes; Rivulidae. The coding region runs from base 187 to 513 and encodes 108 amino acids. The record is from RefSeq and is a predicted model, not a curated record. Gene Ontology annotation, molecular function: protein binding. The transcript is spliced from 5 exons.
AACUGAUAAAAUAUUAUAGUGAUCACAAAACUUUUUCCUAAUUAAAUUAAGUUUUCAGCUUGAACGAGAAGCUGUUUUCAAGUCACAAUCUCCUGAAAAUAAGCGGAGAUCUCUUCGGUGGAUGUCUUAAAAAAGACAAUGAUCGCGUUUGAUUUGUCAAAACAUUGAGUUGUUCCGAGACGUCUGAUGAAAAAUUACUACAACGAUACAAAAUCCAGUAUGGAGGAAAAGGCAAAUGGCUCAGUCGACACCAAAGGCCCAGUGGAGAAUGGUCAGCUGCCAGAUCCAUCAAACUGGGGGGUUGCUGACGUUGUCAAUUAUUUCAAAGCAACGGGGUUUGAGGAGCAAGCCACAGCUUUCCAGGAUCAGGAAAUCGAUGGCAAGUCCUUGCUCCUGAUGACACGUAACGAUGUCCUAACGGGGCUGUCAAUAAAGCUUGGUCCUGCACUGAAAAUCUACGAGUACCACGUGAAGCCGCUGCAGACUCAGCACCUGAAAAGCAACGUCUCGUAGCACCGCGGACCACCACCACCCACCUCAGUGACAAUCAUCAAUGUCAGGUGACCUCCCCUGGUUAGCUGCAGCUUCACAAAGACUCCACUGCCUACAGUGGCACUUUAAACAAGAUUCCAAAACGAAAUGGUUGGCACAUGGUGUCCACUCAGCUGUUUACCCGUUUAGCCAUUCGUAUUUCUGCUGCUUGAGAUAAGUAAUUUUUGUAUUUGUUUUAUUUAAAAGGAAGGAACUUUGGAGUGAGUACUCUGCAGGUAUGAUUUAUGUGUGUUUGUUUGGUUUAUGUGUGUGCAAAGUCAAUU